UUAUUGAUGGGCAUAUGAAAGCCCAAACAAAGAAGCAAUGAAGCAAAGUGAAGGGCUCCAUACCAAAAUAACACAAAAACAUAAUGGAGCUUCGAUAAUUGAGAGACCGAAAGAAAGAGGUACUAGUAACCACCUCCACCAAACGCCACCACCGCGCCGCCCUCCCCGUUCUCUCCUUAUUCCGGUAGCGAUGGCGGCGACUGCCACGUGGCAGCCACAGGAGCAAGGGUUCAAGGAGAUCUGCGGCCUCCUCGAGCAGCAGAUUUCGCAUUCUUCUUCCGCUGACAAGGCUCAGAUUUGGCAGCACCUUCAGCACUACUCUCAGUUCCCCGACUUCAACAAUUACCUCGCCUUCAUCUUCUCUCGUGCUGAGGGAACAUCAGUGGAGGUUAGGCAAGCUGCGGGUCUUUAUCUGAAGAAUAACCUCAGAAGCACAUAUAAAUCGUUGCUACCUGCAUACCAACAGUAUGUGAAAUCCGAGUUGCUGCCGUGUCUUGGAGCAGCAGAUAGGCACAUAAGGUCCACUGCUGGAACUAUUAUUAGUGUUGUCGUUCAAUUAGGUGGAGUUUCAGGCUGGCCUGAAUUGUUGCAAGCCCUUGUAACUUGCUUGGACAGUAAUGAUUUGAGUCACAUGGAAGGUGCAAUGGAUGCAUUAUCCAAGAUCUGUGAGGAUAUUCCCCAAGUACUUGAUGCUGAAGUACCUGGGUUAGCAGAGCGCCCUAUUAACAUAUUUCUCCCCAGAUUAUUUCGGUUUUUCCAGUCACCUCAUGCUUCAUUAAGAAAGCUGUCAUUGGGUUCUGUAAAUCAAUACAUUAUGUUAAUGCCUACUGCCUUGUACGUAUCCAUGGACCAAUAUCUCCAAGGUUUAUUUAUCCUUUCAAAUGACCCUAAUUCUGAAGUGCGGAAAUUGGUUUGUGCAGCGUUUGUCCAGCUAAUUGAAGUUCGUCCAUCUUUCUUAGAGCCACAUUUAAGGAAUGUGAUUGAGUACAUGUUGCAAGUCAACAAGGACACAGAUGAUGAAGUCGCCCUUGAAGCCUGUGAAUUCUGGUCUGCAUAUUGUGACGCUCAACUGCCACCUGAAAAUUUACGAGAAUUCUUGCCUCGUUUAAUUCCGAUUUUGUUGUCAAACAUGGCUUAUGCAGAUGACGACGAAUCUCUUGUUGAAGCUGAGGAAGAAGGAUCUCAACCAGAUCGAGACCAGGAUCUUAAACCGCGAUUUCAUGUAUCAAGGUUUCAUGGAUCAGAUGAAAUCGAUGAUGAUGAUGAUGACGUUGUCAAUACAUGGAAUCUACGGAAAUGCAGUGCUGCCGCUCUAGAUAUUCUCUCAAAUGUGUUUGGAGAUGAGAUCCUUCCAACUUUGAUGCCUAUUGUUCAGGCCAAGUUGUCAACUGGUGGUGAUGAUGCUUGGAAAGAAAGGGAAGCUGCUGUCUUGGCUCUUGGGGCGAUAGGAGAGGGUUGCAUCAAUGGUCUUUAUCCUCAUUUGGCUGAGAUUGUGGCAUUUCUAAUCCCCCUUCUUGAUGAUAAGUUUCCUUUGAUACGAAGUAUUUCAUGCUGGACACUCUCUCGGUUUAGCAAAUUUAUUGUUCAGGGUAUUGGACACCCAAAAGGCUAUGACCAAUUUGAUAGUGUUCUUAUGGGUCUUCUUCGAAGAAUUUUGGAUGAUAAUAAGCGGGUGCAAGAGGCUGCUUGUUCAGCUUUUGCAACACUUGAAGAGGAGGCUGCAGAAGAGUUGGCACCACGAUUAGAAAUUAUAUUGAAGCACCUGAUGCUAGCGUUUGGGAAAUAUCAGAGACGAAAUCUCAGAAUUGUAUAUGAUGCCAUUGGAACUCUAGCUGAAGCUGUUGGUGGGGAGCUGAAUCAGCCUGUUUAUCUUGACAUUCUCAUGCCACCAUUAAUAGAGAAAUGGCAGCAACUUUCAAAUUCAGACAAAGAUCUCUUUCCUCUCUUGGAAUGCUUUACAUCUAUAGCACAUGCAUUGGGCACAGGAUUCUCUCAAUUUGCUGAACCAGUAUUUAAGAGGUGCAUAAAUAUAAUCCAGACCCAACAAUUUGCAAAGGCUGAUCCUGUUGCAGCUGGUGUUCAGUAUGACAAGGAGUUCAUUGUAUGCUCUCUUGAUCUGCUAUCAGGACUAGCAGAGGGUCUUGGCAGUGGAAUAGAGAGUCUGGUUUCACAAUGUUCCUUGAGGGACCUACUUCUGCAUUGCUGUGUGGAUGACGCUCCUGAUGUUCGACAAAGUGCCUUUGCAUUGCUUGGAGACCUUGCUCGAGUAUGCCCAAUUCAUUUGCACCCUCGUUUGUCUGAGUUUCUUGAGGCUGCAGCCAAGCAGCUGGAAAUUUCUAAGGUUAAAGAGGCUAUUUCAGUAGCAAAUAAUGCAUGCUGGGCUAUUGGAGAACUUGCAGUUAAGGUUCGUCAGGAAGUUUCUCCCAUUGUUUUAACUGUAAUUUCAUGCCUUGUCCCAAUUCUUCAGCAUGCAGAGGGACUCAACAAGUCACUCAUAGAAAACAGCGCAAUAACACUAGGGAGGCUUGCAUGGGUCUGUCCAGAACUUGUAUCUCCACAUAUGGAGCAUUUCAUGCAACCUUGGUGCACUGCUCUGUCAAUGAUACGGGAUGAUGUUGAGAAAGAAGACGCUUUUAGAGGUCUAUGUGCUAUGGUCAAAGCUAAUCCUUCUGGAGCUCUAAGUUCACUUGUGAAUAUGUGUACAGCCAUAGCAAGUUGGCAUGAAAUAAGGAGUGAAGAUUUACACAAUGAAGUCUGCCAGGUUUUGCAUGGAUAUAAACAGAUGCUGCGUAACGGAGCAUGGGACCAGUGUAUGUCUGCUUUGGAGCCCCCGAUAAAAGAAAAGCUUUCGAAAUAUCAAGUAUAAUUUACGUCUGCAUUGACAUUGUUGGUCGUGUGUUGUCGAGCUAUAUAUUGCUGUCAUGAAUCAUGUUAAGCAGGAGCUUAUUCUCAGUCCAAGUUUUCAGUCAGGGGUCUCAGUAUUUAUACAAUUCGUUUUGAGGUUUGAUGAUUAUUGCCGUUUCGAAGGCCUUGAAGACCUCAUUGGAUGGUGUUUCCCACGGGAAAUGUACAGGGGAUGACUUUCAACCUUUCGGAAAUGCUUGAUUCUUUGUUGUCUUUAUAGUUAAAAGCCUUAAUUAAAAAAGGCUAGGAUUUUUACUAGACCCUCGUGUUCGUCAUCACAGUUUUUCAAAUGUUUUAGUUUGAGUUAAUAGGUUUUCUUUUGUGCCUUUGUUACACAGUUUUGUACCACCAAAGAGAGGAGGGGGAUGGGGCUUAAGAGGAGAGGGUUGGGGGGUUAUUAUGUGAUCUGGCUACAGUAGUUUUCAACGUCUUUAGUUAUUACAUUUUUUGUAAUGUGUAACUCAAUUUGAAAAAGAUUUCAGCUGUGUUGCCUUAGGCAACUCAGCAUUUGAUUUUUGAUUUGAGACAAUAAAUAUCUGAACUUAUGUAUA
Arachis ipaensis is the source of this 3455-nucleotide messenger RNA. Its product is annotated as transportin 1. Gene Ontology annotation, molecular function: small GTPase binding. Lineage: Eukaryota; Viridiplantae; Streptophyta; Magnoliopsida; Fabales; Fabaceae. The record is from RefSeq and is a predicted model, not a curated record. Gene Ontology annotation, biological process: protein import into nucleus.